This is a messenger RNA of Taeniopygia guttata (zebra finch), 3025 nucleotides long. NCBI's taxonomy places the organism in Eukaryota, Metazoa, Chordata, Aves, Passeriformes, Estrildidae. The record is from RefSeq and is a predicted model, not a curated record.
GGAUUUCUGCAGAAAAAGUGUGAGCAGGAACAGAGACUGAGGGACUGUUACAGUGGGAUCCCAUGCUGGUAGCAGGAGUCUCAGGAAAAAAAAAAUCAAAAUAGGUAGGGGGAAAAUUUAGGAACUAAGUUUGGGACAUUCAAAAACAUCCACCCUUCUACCAGAAGGGCUUUCAAAGAGCAUACACCACGCACCUGAGCUGCUGGAGGUAGGUAUUUUUAUAGCAGCAGUUCCUAAAUGUUUGGAUCCUGGGGUCAAGCCCUUAAACUCUCUCACAGAUACCACAAUGGACAAAGCAGUGAACAAACACGUGCAUAUCACUGCAUAUUACCAUUUCAAAGGUGCCAUGUGGAUCACAGUCUGGGAACUGUUGCUUUACCGGAAGGGAGGUCAAGAAUCAUUACAGCGGGCAGUGGUGAUGGCCAGGGUUUCAGACUUCCUUGCUCUCAUGUGGAGUGGAUGGCACUUUGUACAAAACCAAACCCCUUGCAGGGGGGCAUGGCACAGUGCUCUGUUAUGAAACUCAAACAGAAAGGAGAAAAAUUCUAACUUGCUCCCACUCAUUCUCUUGAUCCCCCACUAAAAAUGGUCUUCAAAUGCAAUGUUAAAGAGGAAAAUACUGCACAUGGAGUAUGCCAGGUAUCUCCAGCUUUUCUUUCAGCACAAACCCAGCAGCAAUCAGGCAAUUCCACAAUCCCAAGCAAAUUAAAGUGCAGAGAAAUCCACUGAUGACCAUGAAGCUAGGAGACUUCUAGCUGCAUGGUACACUGGGCACACCUGGACAGCACUAGCAAGGUCCCAUUCCAGAGCAGUUACACUGUGGCCCAGGAGGUUCAGAGGAUCCUCCUGGCUGGUGUCUGUCACAGCUAUGGUGACCUUGUUACCAGCUGCUGUGAUUUUUGAAAAGGGGAAGAAAAAACACCAAUGCAGGACAGGUUAAGUGCUCCUAGACCCAAGGCCCUGCUCUCCAAAUUGCAGAUCCCUGGAGCUCCUGCAGGUAUGUGCCAAGGACACGUUAUAAAUCAACUACAACAGCAAUCCUCAAAUGGAGGGAGAACAUUAAUUACUUUCAUGACCUGCAAUCAACCCUAUUGGCUCAAGCUGUCAAUAAGCAGCUGGCUUCCUGCUAAGCACAGACCAGAACCAGCCCUGUAGAAAAUGAGCUGUUCCUGGGAAGCCCCAGGAACACAAUGCAGCCAGCUGUAUCCAUAACACACUCCAAGGAAACAAUUUCUGCCACAGGCAGCACAGGGUCCUUGUGCCAGAGGAUGCUUCAGAGCUGGAGCUUCUACUAACCAGUUUGAACCUCAUGGCACAGCACCAGGUCCAAAUGAACCAUGUGCACUGGCAACCAACACCCUCAGUACUUCCAGUUCCCCAAACUGGGCUACAAUAAUGAUGGUUUAUGGAACCUUAAUUAUGUGCUGGAGAAAGAACAAUUCCAUUCUUCAGUGGUAGUAAGGGAAUUUCAGAAUGGAGUAGGAAUUCUGUUAACUGGAAAGUGUGUGGUCAUGCAUGUUGCGAGGUGAGGGGGUUUCCAGCUGAGUGCUACCAAUCCUGUCUGCAAACAACUUGGCUCCACAGCUGCAAAUUAGUUCCUCUCUGCCCCCAGCUCUCCUAAACAGUUAACUUGUGGCUGUGAGACCAUCCUAUCUCCCUGCCUGCUCAACAAUAGAUCCAGCUAAACAAAUGCCUCCUAAUUGACUUUAAGCAACACUUGAUUGCUUUUACAAAAAACAAAAGAGAGGAAAACAUUACGGUUUAUGAAAUAAUGACUAAUCCUGGAGCAAGAGAAAGGGGAUGGGUUGGAGCACUGGUGUCAAACAGAGAUUCAAUCUUGGCUGAAAGAGCCCCAAGACACAUGGGCCAAGUCAUUCACCCCUCCCCAACUGCCCUCAUUUCCACACCUGCUGAUCUAAGCCAAACCCCUGCUAAAAUACAAACAAUCGGGGCCGCUGGCAAAUGAAAAUUGGAGCAUUGUCUUCCCCAUGAGGGCUCUGAAAGGGCCGCACUUAAUGAGGAUGGAUUGACAAAGAGGUGGCUCGUAGGCUAUAAAAGGCAUUCCACAGUCAGGAGCAGCUCAGUCCGGGGGUGUGCUGCUGGUUCACUUGCUCCAAGCAUGGUCACGUCCUCGAGGUUGGGUGGCCCGUGGCUCCUGGGUCUCCUGGCACGCCUGCUGCUCUGGGGCUCUCCAGGUGCCUGGGCCAGCUACCUGAGGAGAUCCUCCAGCUGCAUGCCCAUCCCACACCGCAUGGCCUUGUGCUACGACAUCGGCUACUCCGAGAUGAGGAUUCCCAACCUGCUGGAGCACGAGACCAUGACAGAAGUCAUCCAGCAGUCUUCCAGCUGGCUGCCCCUGCUAGCCAGGGAGUGCCACCCAGACGCUAGGAUUUUCCUCUGCUCCCUCUUUGCACCGAUCUGUUUGGACAGGCUCAUCUAUCCCUGCCGCAGCCUCUGCGAAGCCGUCAAGAGAAGCUGUGCGCCCGUCAUGGCUUGUUACGGCUAUCCCUGGCCCGAAAUCCUCAACUGCAACAAGUUCCCUGCAGAUCAUGAACUGUGCAUUGCAGCAGUCUCCAUGGAUGAAAAUUCCUCAAGCAGGAGAAUGCCCCGAGCCAGCUGCAAGGACUGUGAGCUUGAGGAGGCCAGCACUGCCAGGGAGAUCCUGGAAAGCCUCUGUGCAAAUGAUUUUGCAGUGAAAAUCCGAAUCCUGAGGAGGAACACCACCACCACCAUCUCGGACUUUGACCUGGAUCCAUCCAAAGUGGAGGUGCUGAAGCACGGGCCACUCCUCAGAACUGAAAUCCCUGCCAGGCUCCAGCAGUGGCUGGACAUAGAUGCCACCUGCGCCCACAACAUCAUGCGAGGCACUCAGGCAGGGGUCUUCGUUGUAAGUGGUGAAGUACAGAGUGACAAAGUGGUGGUGAACAAGGCCUAUGCCUGGCAGAAGAGGAACAGGAACCUGCACCAAGCAGUGCGCAGGUGGAAACAUCACCGCUGCCCCGAACAGGCGGGAUAGAAGGUCUGA